Molecule: messenger RNA, 1535 nt
Organism: Drosophila kikkawai
Lineage: Eukaryota; Metazoa; Arthropoda; Insecta; Diptera; Drosophilidae
Product: muscle segmentation homeobox
Source: RefSeq, a predicted model, not a curated record
CCACGGCGGCGAACUGUGUUUGUGGCACUCGAAUUUGGGACACAUUCCUGUAAAGGACGCAGCUCCGGUCAGCUGCUGUUUUGCAGUUUUGUGCGAAACAGAAAAAGAUACAAAUAAAUAAAUAAAUAGUAAAAACGCGCGCGUUGUAAAUUGAAGAAAACUUAAAGAAAAUUAAAAUAUAAAUCAAAACGAAACAAUAUUAAAGUGUGAAAUAAACUCGGAAAAUAGUGGAAUAACAUGUUGAAUAUCUAAGAUAUUCGAAUAUAUAUCUGUGAGUGUUUUUAUCGAUUUGCAUGGGUGCCGCUGAAAAAUCGAUUAUUAAAGCCAAAGCCCAGUGGCCACUUUCCACUCACUCACACAGCUGGUGGUUGUUGUUAUUGUGGUUGUGAGGUGGCAUUAAGGGUGGCGGCGGUUGCAUAGAAGAGGGUUGCGUGCCGCAAUGUGGGAAAUCAACAGCAGGAGAAGCAGCAGCAGUAGCAGUGGCAGUGGCCGUACAGGCAGGAGCAGCACCAGCGACACACUUCCAACUGUUUUGACGUCGUCGAGUUCCAAUGGCGCUGCUUCCACCGAAUGCUGCAGCGCAGCCUUGCAGCCAUCCAGCGGCGACGCGUUGCAUGUGCAGCAGCAGCAGCAGCAACAGCAACAACAGCAAAAACAGCAACAGCAGCAGCAGCAGGAUACGAAAGCGAGGAUGACAACGACCACAAGCACCAAAGGACACAGAUACAGAAACAGUCACAGUCACCGAUACACAGCAACAAUUGCUGCACAAUAGCCCCGCAAUCGCAACAGCAACAUAUUGUGGCCAAGAAAAACAUAAACAAAUAUUCCGAAAAAUCAAAAGACCAUUAAAAAACUAUAAGCAACAAAAUAGAUCGCAUAAAAUCAUUUAAUAAACAAUCUCCAGGAUAUGGCACAAAAGUUACGUUGAGUAUACGACGCGUAUUUCCAGCUGCAAAACGAACCAAAAACGAGCCCCGAAACGAAACGAAACGCACAGGUGCAUCUCACAAGAGCCCCCCCUGAGCCCCCUUCCCGCUCCGGUAUCUACACCAAUUGACAAGCAAUCGAAGGAAUUAACAAAACACAUUGUUUAUUAGUCUCGGCAAUUUUUUAAGUGCACUUUCGUAAGGCUGAUUUUGAAUUUAUUUCGAUGUUGUGCUUCUACACCCCUCUAAAAAAAAAAAAAUACACAAAAAAUAAAGGCAAGCAAUGAACCAAGUGAAAGUGAGCAGUGAGUGAUUAGUGAUUAAGCCGAGGCACACGAAUCCCUCAGAUACUUUUGAAUCUUUGCGAGUCUGGGUUAGGAAACGGCCGCCACAACGGAUAGGCCAAGAGACCUCCUGCUGAUCCAGCAGGCCAAGCCCGCGGGCAGUGGCAGCAGCUCGAGCUCCAGCUCCUCCUCAGCCAGAUCCACUUCAUCCUCCACCUCCUCCUCGGGUGGAGGUCAGGUGUAUAUCGACACCGAUGCCGCCACAGCGGCGGCAGUGGCCAAUCUGCGCAGCAAGGUGCCUUCCAUAUCGAUAAUUCCGCUG